Molecule: messenger RNA, 2236 nt
Organism: Nymphaea colorata (pocket water lily)
Lineage: Eukaryota; Viridiplantae; Streptophyta; Magnoliopsida; Nymphaeales; Nymphaeaceae
Product: diacylglycerol kinase 1-like
Exons: 15
Coding region: 599-2062 (487 amino acids)
Molecular function (GO): ATP-dependent diacylglycerol kinase activity
Source: RefSeq, a predicted model, not a curated record
UUCCCGUCCAUUCCUUCCUUCCUCCUGUACUUUUCUCAUGCCCGCAUGAUCCUGCUCCUCUUGAAUGCGCAGGUAUUCAGAGAGGGAGAAGGAGAGAGAGAGAGAGAGCGAGCGAGCGAGUGAGAGAGGAGAAGAAGAAGACGGAGUCCGUUCGACCACCCGCUUUCUCCGGAGUUUCGCGGGGAACUCCAUCGAGGGAAUCGAAGAUCUUGUUGUUUGUAGGGAACGAAAACUUCGUGAAGUUUGGGGUUCUUAAAAGGAGAUCCACGAAAACUGCCCACCGUCUGUCGGUCGACGAUUGAAUUGGUCAUUGACUGAAUUCUCUGUUUGAUUCCGGUCUUGGAGCUAAUCUUUGUCGGGGAGUGGGGAUGUCGAUUACUUGGAAUUCGUCUAGACGAUAACAUAGCAGAAUCGCAAUCACGGUGGAUGGGAACGAAGUUUCGUUUGCCAAUAAGCCAUUCACCACGGGGAUCUUAAAUGAUCACUGCCUGCACAAGUGUCAUUGUUCUCACUGACAAUGAACGGAAGGAGGAGUAAAUUAUGAUGGCAGUCCAUGGGCGUGAACGAGUCUAGUGCAAGGUACGAGAAGAAGUGAGAGAUGGGUGACGGCAGUUCAGACACCAAUCAGCUCCUGAAAGAGUUCUAUAUUCCAGAUUACAUAGUCGUACCUGAUGCCACCUUUCAGGAAAUGUCAUACAUGCCGGAAUGUCCAGUGAUAGUGUUCAUCAACUCCAAAAGUGGAGGUCAGCUUGGUGGAGACUUGCUUAAGACAUACCGGACACUUCUUAAUUCAGCUCAGGUUUUCGAUUUGGGAGAGCUUGCACCCGACAAGGUGCUUCACCAGCUUUAUGGAAACCUACAAAGGCUCAAGGCAAGUGGGGACGACUUUGCUUCUGCUAUUGAGAAGAAGAUGAGAAUAAUUGUUGCAGGUGGAGACGGUACAGCAGGUUGGAUUCUUGGUGUAGUAUGUGAUCUCAAAUUAGCUCAGCCACCUCCUGUAGCUACAGUGCCUCUAGGAACUGGAAACAAUCUUCCAUUUUCAUUUGGUUGGGGGAAAAAAAACCCUGGUACAGAUAAGGAGUCCGUAAAGUCUUUCCUUUAUGAAGUGAAGAAGGCAAAGGAGAUGAAAAUAGAUAGUUGGCAUGUUCUCAUGAGGAUGAAAGCUCCAGCAGAAGGUGAUUGUGAUCCUGUUGCACCUCUAGAGCUGCCACAUUCUUUGCAUGCAUUUAAACGUGUCUCCGACACAGAUUUAAUGAAUGAGGAUGGCUAUCACACAUAUCGGGGUGGAUUUUGGAACUACUUUAGCAUGGGGAUGGAUGCACAAGUGUCAUAUGCAUUUCAUUCAGAGAGGAAGCUGCAUCCAGAAAAAUUCAAAAAUCAAUUAGUUAACCAGAGCACCUAUGCGAAGAUUGGCUGCUCACAAGGAUGGUUUUGUGCUUCACUUUUUCAUCCAUCAUCUCGUAACAUUGCUCAACUUGCGAAUGUGAAGAUAAUGAAAAAGCAUGGACGUUGGGAGGACCUCCACAUUCCACGCAGCAUCAGAUCUAUUAUAUGCCUAAAUUUGCCUAGCUUUUCUGGUGGACUAAAUCCCUGGGGAACACCAAACAGUAAGAAGAAGAGAGAUAGGGACUUGACUGUGCCAUUUGUGGAUGAUGGUCUGCUCGAGGUGGUAGGUUUUAGAGAUGGUUGGCAUGGUCUUGUUUUAAUUGCCCCGAAAGGACAUGGGACUCGACUUGCACAGGCGCAUCGUGUUCGUUUUGAAUUCCACAAGGGUGCGGCUGACCAUACCUACAUGAGAAUGGAUGGAGAACCAUGGAAGCAGCCUCUUCCUAGUGAAGAUGAUACUGUUGUGGUUGAAAUCUCACAUCUUGGUCAAGUCAAUAUGCUAGCUACUCAUGGUUGUAUAGCCAAGAGUUUCCAGGAACCUGACUCUCCUCAUGCGCACGAAGAGGAAGAUGAUGAUGACAGCAUGGGAUCUGAGGAUGAGUCUGAGGGACGAAGGAAGUUUGGAGCAGCUGACACCUUUAGAAUACCAGUAGACGAUGAUCUUCCUGCUCCUUAGAAUUAACACUUACAUUAUGUGAUACUGAAGUAGUUAUUUGUUGCCUUUAAAAGGUUUGUUAUGAUCAAUUGGAAGGUUUGUGGUUGUCCCUUUAUUUCCCAUAGUGGAUGAUUUUAUUGGUGCAAUGUUUGAAAUUGUAUGCCUCAGGAAUAAAAAACACUAUGAUUCGUUUUA